GGGAUAAAGAAAAUACCAUAAAUAUUUUGAGUGAACAACUCAAGGGGAAACAAGAAGAACUAAGAAUUGCUCAAGAUAAAAUUGAAAAUAAAGAUGCCAAAAUCAGUGAUCAAAAUAAACAAUUAAAUGAUCAAUUGAUGAAUAUUGUGAACCAAAAACAAAUUCUCGAGAAUACAGAGGUCGAGGUAAAUAAAAUGAACGAAACUAUUCAGGCUUUACUUAAUCAAAUUAAUGACAAUAAUAAUUUUAACAAUGCCAGAAAAAAAGAAAUUGAGAGUCAAAAUGUAUUAAAUCAAGCGCAAGCUAAAAAAAUAAACACAUUGACAAAAAAUAUUCAAGAGUUGAAAGACAUAAUCGAAAUCCAAAAUUCCGAAAUAAAUGCCAAGCGUAAAGAAAUCGAAAGUCUGAAAAAACGUAUAUCGGAUUUGAUGGAAGAAAAUGAAGCUGAAAAUGACGAAAAAACUUGGAUUACUAUUCAAAAACGCUUUGACGGCUCCGAAAACUUCGACCGAAACUGGACAGAUUAUAAAAAGGGAUUCGGCGAUGCAAAGGGAGAAUUUUUCAUUGGUCUAGAUAUAAUUCAUGCCAUGACUCACUCGCGACGACAUGAACUUUUGGUUAAACUGAAGACGAAAAAUGGAACUACUUACUAUGCUCAUUACGAUAAUUUCCAAAUUGGCAACGAAGAACAAUCUUAUGAGCUGAAAUCUCUUGGAAAAUACUCAGGCACAGCCGGUGAUUCAUUUUCUCUAACAGGACCAUUGCCACUUGAGUUCAGCACAAGCGACAAGAAUAAUAAAAGAUGCUCUAAAACUCACGGUGGUGGAUGGUGGUACUAUAACUGUUCAGACUGUAUGCUCAACGGAAAGUUCUAUACGAGUGGACGACGCAGUUUAGGAGAGGUCUACGGAAUUCAUUGGGGAACGAUUCAAAAUCAUGACUGGUCGAUCUCAUUGCCGUUUUCUGAAAUGAUGGUUAGGCCUAAAAGAGCCUAGAAUUCAAGCAUUACGUCUUUGAAUUUGCAAUUUAAUGCAAUUUGUAAAUGGUAAAAUUUUUUCUGAUCUGUUGGCU
Molecule: messenger RNA, 1071 nt
Organism: Drosophila subpulchrella
Lineage: Eukaryota; Metazoa; Arthropoda; Insecta; Diptera; Drosophilidae
Product: angiopoietin-1-like
Exons: 2
Coding region: 138-995 (285 amino acids)
Source: RefSeq, a predicted model, not a curated record